CCUUAUAUUCAUUUCACCUUCUCCCCCUAUCCAUCAUGCCACCUGUAAGUGUCCUUGACCUCUCACUACGCGUUGUGCAAUCCUCGGUCGCGAGCUCGAUGGGCUUGAAGGUCCAUCUUGCACGCGUAUAUUUCUAACCGUUCAACAGGCUCGGAGUCUUCGUACGAGAGGCACGAUGAACGAGAACGAUGAGAAUGGCCCAUCGACGCGUCUGACGCGGGCCAAGGCCGCUGCCCUGUCAGUCAAUGACGCUGGGGCUCCCCCCGCCAAGAAGCCGCUCCAGACGAAGAAGGCUGCAACCACCACCACUACCACCGGAACCCGGAGACGCGCCGCCCUUGGUGAUGUUAGCAAUGUUUCCAAAGCAGAGAAUGGAGAGACCAAGGAUGCCAAGAAGCCAGCUGCCACGAAGGUUGGCUUGACGUCUAAAGCAACAUUGCAGGCUGGUGGAGUUCAGAAACUUACUCGCAACAACUCGUCACGCGCUGCCCUGGGACCCAAAGACAGCAACCCCAAGAAGCCUACCACAGAAACAAAGCGCCCCGGAAGUGGAUCGGGUACCAAGCGGACAUCCAGCGAGAAGGCAAUUCAAGAGAAGGCAGCUGAGGAGGAACCGCGCCCCCGAAAGAAGGUCGAAGUCGAGAAGAAGGUUACCGAACAGAAGACUCUCACCGAGAAGCUCGCCAACGCCAAGGAGGAUGUCAAUGUUCCUGUCGAUCCCAAGGUUCUGCAAAAGCCUGUCGAUGAUUUUGUCGACGAUCUCGACGCCGAAGAUCUUGAUGACCCUUUGAUGGUUGCUGAAUACGUUGUCGAUAUCUUCGAAUAUCUGAAGGACCUUGAGCUGGAGACCUUGCCCAACGCCGAGUACAUCGAUCAUCAACCUGACCUGGAGUGGAAGAUGCGCGGCAUCCUUGUUGACUGGCUCAUCGAGGUCCACACCCGCUUUCGCCUCCUCCCCGAGACCCUCUUCCUUGCCGUCAACAUCAUUGACCGCUUCCUCUCUGCUGAGGUGGUGGCUCUGGACCGUCUUCAACUGGUUGGUGUCGCCGCUAUGUUCAUCGCGUCCAAGUAUGAGGAAGUUCUUUCGCCACACGUUGCCAACUUCACCGAUGUCGCAGACGGAACUUUCACCGAUCGCGAGAUCUUGGACGCUGAGCGGCACAUUCUCGCUACGCUCGAGUACAACAUGAGCUACCCCAACCCCAUGAACUUCCUCCGUCGUAUCUCGAAAGCAGACAACUAUGAUAUCCAGACCCGUACUCUCGGCAAGUACCUCAUGGAAAUCAGCCUCUUGGACCACAGGUUCAUGGGUUACCGCCAGAGUCAUGUGGCGGCUGCUGCCAUGUAUCUGGCUCGUCUCAUCCUUGACCGGGGUGUCUGGGAUGCCACCCUGGCUCAUUAUGCCGGUUACACUGAAGAAGAGAUCGACCCCGUCUUCCGCUUAAUGAUUGAUUACCUUCACCGCCCUGUCUCUCAUGAGGCGUUCUUCAAGAAAUACGCCAGCAAGAAGUUCUUGAAGGCAUCCAUCCUCACCCGGCAAUGGGCAAAGAAAUACCACCACCUGUAUAUCAACAGCUCGCUAUCCGAGCCCUACUCUUAUAUGAAAGACCAUGAAUAAAUAACCCGCCGCCUCUGGUGACUUAAUAUCGGCGUCAGGCAGCACGACCGAGGAUAGGAGU
Aspergillus piperis CBS 112811 is the source of this 1679-nucleotide messenger RNA. RefSeq names its product B-type cyclin nimE. Gene Ontology annotation, molecular function: cyclin-dependent protein serine/threonine kinase regulator activity. The coding region runs from base 176 to 1618 and encodes 480 amino acids. Gene Ontology annotation, cellular component: cytoplasm; centrosome; cyclin-dependent protein kinase holoenzyme complex. The record is from RefSeq and is a predicted model, not a curated record. NCBI's taxonomy places the organism in Eukaryota, Fungi, Ascomycota, Eurotiomycetes, Eurotiales, Aspergillaceae. Gene Ontology annotation, biological process: regulation of cyclin-dependent protein serine/threonine kinase activity; G2/M transition of mitotic cell cycle. The transcript has 3 exons.